Aspergillus tanneri is the source of this 930-nucleotide messenger RNA. RefSeq names its product DNA-directed RNA polymerase I subunit RPA34. Gene Ontology annotation, biological process: transcription by RNA polymerase I. The transcript is spliced from 2 exons. Bases 1 to 930 code for a protein of 309 amino acids. Lineage: Eukaryota; Fungi; Ascomycota; Eurotiomycetes; Eurotiales; Aspergillaceae. The record is from RefSeq and is a predicted model, not a curated record.
AUGGCCCCUAAAUCAACGACAAAGUCUAAUUCGGACAGCGACAACAGAUCGACUUCUCCGCAACUAGCCAAGAAUACCGCAGAUUCGUCGAGUCCGGAGUCGGAGCAAGAUUCUUCGAAGAGCUCCAGUGAAAGCGACAGUGAUGGUGAAAGUGCCACUUCAUCUGCCCAGGAAUCCGUAGAUACGUCUGAUCAUGUCGCAGCCAAACCAUACAAGGCCCCUUCGGGCUUCAAAACCGUGAAAAAGCAAUCGCCUCCUUCCUCCAGCAUAACCUCUCUCCUAUCCGAUCUUCGUGAUAAACAGGUUUUCCACGUGUCAGCUCCAGCCUCCCUUCCUCUAUCGAAAGUCAAGGAGAUCUCGUUGGCGAAAGUGAUGCAGGGCGAGCCGGUCUUGAAGCACGAGGGCGUGGAUUAUGGGAUCCCCGUGGAUAGCAUAAGCAAUGACAAUACAGGUGGGAAGAUGCUUCUCACCUAUGAUCCGAAGACCCAGACGUACGGACCUACGACAGCAAACAAUAUCCAGAGCUACCAUGUUCGGGAGUUGGUCAAUCUUCCAGAGCGGUCUGAAACAGAAGGCCGGAUAGUGGAAGCAGCACAGGAGCAAGUAGUGCCACCAAGGAAGCAACCCAAACACUUAAAGAUGCGCUUUCGCCCCAUGGGAAGUCAAAAUGGGCCCGCGGAAACAAUUGGAUCGAGUUCGGAAGAAUCCGAGGGGGAGGUACGCACGUUUAAGAUCUCUAAGGGGUCAAAUCAGGAUAGAGAAGAAAGGAAGCGAAAACACCAUUCUACAGAGGGCGAAGGUAGCUUGGCUUGGGGAGUACCACGGAAGAAGUCCAAACAGGACAUGGAUGGGGUGGAAAGCAAGGAGAAAAAGAAGUCAAGCAAGAAAAAGGAUGAGAAGAAGCGGAAGAAAUCAGGAAAGGCAACUUGA